AUGGAGAGAGUCAAGCUCAUGAUUACUUAUGGUGGAGAAAUCCAACCUAGGCUUACUGCUCUUCAUGAUCAUCGUCGUUAUUCCUACAUCGGUGGAGACAAUAAAAUCAUCACCGUCGAUCGUAAUAUCAACUUCUCCGACCUCAUGGCAAAGCUUUCCUCAUUCAUGGUUUCCAAUGUUUGCUUCAAGUAUCAACUCCUUGGUGAAGAUUUUGAUGCUUUGAUCCCAGUUUAUAACGAAGAAGAUCUCAAUCAUAUGAUGUUCGAGUAUGAUCGUAUGUGUCACUUUUCACGAAAGCCUGCAUGGUUGAGGGUCUUCCUCUUCCCUGUCCCUGUUAACAACAACAAGGCAUCUUUUGAUUCUUUGGCUUCUGCUAUCAAGCUCAAACAAUUUUCCGUCAACUCGCUCAAUUCCGUUCAUGUUCCUCCUGUAGAAGAUUUAUCUCCUCUUACUACACCUCCACCUCCGCAAUCGACGAGGAGUCAGAUUGAAUUCCCAAAGACUUCUCUGGAUUUUGCGCCUAAGGAUACGGUCACAAAAACUAAGAUGAAGCAAUUUCAUGGACUGCAUAUCGUGAAUGAUGAAUUUGAAGAUAUUCUAAAACUGUUUUUGAAGCGUAAUUUUUCAAAGAAGAAGGAAUUUCAUGGACUACACAUCGUGAACGAUGAAUUCGAAGAUAUUCUACAACUGUUUUGA
Medicago truncatula (barrel medic) is the source of this 696-nucleotide messenger RNA. RefSeq lists its product as uncharacterized. The transcript has a single exon. The coding region runs from base 1 to 696 and encodes 231 amino acids. Gene Ontology annotation, molecular function: protein binding. NCBI's taxonomy places the organism in Eukaryota, Viridiplantae, Streptophyta, Magnoliopsida, Fabales, Fabaceae. The record is from RefSeq and is a predicted model, not a curated record.